Paramuricea clavata is the source of this 357-nucleotide messenger RNA. The record is from the annotation of a GenBank genome assembly. NCBI's taxonomy places the organism in Eukaryota, Metazoa, Cnidaria, Anthozoa, Malacalcyonacea, Plexauridae.
AUGGAAUUCUCACAUCAAAGAAAUUACUCGUAUAAGGGAAACAGGAGACUGUGUCAUCUAAGGCAGUGCAGGAAGGCUCACCUUCCUACUGAAGUAGGAAUGGCAACUUACUGCACCAAAAUUCGUCCACUGCUUGAAUAUGCCGCACCGGUUUGGGGUGGCUUACCUCACUAUUUAGUGAACGACCUUGAGCGUAUUCAAAGGAGAAGCUUACGUAUUAUUGGUUUACCGGUCGAUACACUUCCCCCGCCUAGUGAGAGAAGAGAUAAGCUAACUCUUCGAGAAAUGGAGGCAAUUACUCAGGACGUAAACCAUCCCUGUCACCACCUUAAUUGUCCCUAUCGCACAGAAGCAUGA